GCUGGCGAGUUGACGAUGUAUAUAUACAUCGACAUAUAUAUACAUAACAGCUGUGUCCUUCAACAUGGCGAACGUUCGAGUUCUCGGUAGAUUUGCCAACAAUGUUUUGACACAGAGAUCUUUGAAGGUUGCUCAGACAGCAACAACAUGUCAACCUUCGCGAAAUAAAUACUACAUCAUUACUCCUUCCGACAGCUCAUCCUGGCCAAAUGUACAUCCAAACGAAUCAAUCCAUCUUUAUUUGCGAGAAAUUGGAAAUGGAUUCCUUGUUACGUUAUCUGCGUUAUUUAAAGAGCCCGUUACUAUCAAUUAUCCAUUCGAGAAGGGACCACUGAGUCCAAGGUUUAGGGGAGAACAUGCACUCAGAAGAUAUCCAUCGGGAGAGGAGAGAUGCAUUGCUUGCAAGCUCUGUGAAGCCAUCUGCCCAGCACAGGCUAUCACAAUUGAAGCUGAAGAACGAACUGAUGGCUCGAGAAGAACAACUAGAUACGAUAUUGAUAUGACUAAGUGUAUUUAUUGUGGGUUCUGUCAGGAAGCCUGCCCAGUAGAUGCUAUAGUUGAGGGGCCCAAUUUCGAGUUUUCGACAGAAACCCACGAGGAACUGUUAUACAACAAAGAGAAACUUCUGAACAAUGGAGACCGAUGGGAAUCUGAAAUUGCUAGUAACAUUCAUGCCGAUCAUUUGUAUCGUUAAUCAAAUCUGAUAGAUGCCUAGUCGUUGUCCUUGGGCAAUAUAAAGGGAAAAAUCCUUGGUGUUUUUCAUUCUCAAGGAAAAUAAAAUUUUUGAACUUCACCAACAAAUACCUGUAAAUUAAUACAAUGCGGAUAUGUUUAUGGAAUAAAUGAAGUAGAGUUUAAA
Messenger RNA from Fopius arisanus, 859 nucleotides. RefSeq names its product NADH dehydrogenase (ubiquinone) 23 kDa subunit (gene ND-23). The record is from RefSeq and is a predicted model, not a curated record. Bases 65 to 694 code for a protein of 209 amino acids. The transcript has 4 exons. Gene Ontology annotation, cellular component: membrane. NCBI's taxonomy places the organism in Eukaryota, Metazoa, Arthropoda, Insecta, Hymenoptera, Braconidae. Gene Ontology annotation, molecular function: 4 iron, 4 sulfur cluster binding; NADH dehydrogenase activity. Gene Ontology annotation, biological process: mitochondrial electron transport, NADH to ubiquinone; mitochondrial respiratory chain complex I assembly.